ACUAUAUCUCCUGUCUUCUCCCUAAACCAUUCAUAUUUUUCCAGAAGCUGACAACACCAGUCAGGUUGUUGCAGCUUAGAAGAAUACUUCAUCGUCAUGAUCCAAGGACAAUUUUUUGUCCUUGUUCUUUCAUUGCUUUGUUACAGGGCACAGUCAGCUGUUGACGGCUCUUGGAGUCCAUGGUCAGAAUGGAGCGGCUGGGGAAAGGGUCUUUGCGAUGGCAAUCAGCGUAUUCGGACCAAGACUUGUACUAGUCCAGCACCAAGCUCGGAUGGUAAUUAUUGCCAAGGUGACAAUGCCGAAAGUGAACCUGGCUCAAUCGAUGGAGGCUGGGGUGAUUGGAGUCAAUGGAGCACAUGCGAGAGACCCUGCGGUGGCUCUGUCGUGAACAGAACACGAAAAUGCAACAAUCCUUCGCCGUUCAACGGAGGCGCUCUUUGCACCGGGGUGAAUGAAGAAUCUAAGCUUGAAUGUUUAGCGAAAUGUCCAGAUGGAAGAGUCGACGGAGGUUUUGGAGAAUGGUCUCAGUGGUCGAUUUGUCUACAAAGGUGCUCGCAAAACGGAGGCCAGGUUAUAACCAGAACGAGACAAUGCAAUUCACCACCACCAAUGAAUGGAGGCGACGACUGCCUGGGCACUAGGGAGGAAAAAGUGAUGUCCUGUUUCAACAAGUGUCCAAGGGACGGUGGCUUUAAUGAAUGGUCUACUUGGUCUGAAUGUUCUAGACCAUGUGGAACCGGAAAGAAAACACGUUAUCGAUACUGCAACAAUCCUGAACCAAAGGGUGAUGGGGCAAAGAAUUGCACUGGUGCAUUUACAGUGGAACAGUCAUGCAAACUAAGAGAUUGCAUAAAUGCUGUCAAUGGCAGUUGGACCCCGUGGUCUUCAUGGGGCCAAUGUAGCUCACAGUACUGUAUGAAAGGAGAACAAUCUCGAUCACGUGCUUGUACCAACCCUGCCCCUCAGAACGGCGGAGAGGAGUGCCCUGGAUCUGCUACAGACAGUCAGCCAUGCCCAUCAAGCAACUGCAUCCAGUUCGUGCCAACACUGUCACCAGUUUCUCCAGUCUUUCCACACUCGUACAUGGGACAUGAGUGUGGUGUUGAUAAAAAAUAUCGCCUUGUGUCACCGUCAAAUGAAAGGGUUCCCGAUGAAGUCUAUCAAAAAUUGGCAUUUAAAAUGCAGAAUUUUAAGAAUGGUUAUUUCAACUUCAAAUUGGAGAAUAAGGGUCAGGAAAUCAGGUAUUGUUUCGACCCAGAACCAGCUAUCACAAUCAAAGAGAUUGCAGACAACCUCAUCCCUUCAUACAGAAGGGCUGUGCCUUUUCCAGGCUAUGAGAAACCUGCUGAUGAAAAUAGGCCCGUAACUGGAUUUUCUGUUAGAGUCAAGAAUACAGCACCAUAUGAUACACUCGAGUAUGAUUUUGGACUUGACACAAGGAUCUAUUUCAAUGCCGGCCAAAAUAUGGAAUUUCGUAACGUCUCCAUGACUUACAACACGGAAGGAGCUACAAGCAGCUUUAUGGCCAAAGGGGAAUAUUACAGAUUUUCACCAACAAUUUUUAAGUCGAAGAUAUUUCGUCGUGAAAAGCUUGUUCACAUGACUGGAGAAACUGCAAAAAUGAAGAUUCAACAUGUCUUCCAUUUUCUUGGAAUUACAAAUGUACCAAGUCUCAUAGAGAAUGCUUUGAGAGCCAUCAAAGUAUGGGAUUUUGAAUUCGGUCCUUGCUCUAUUGGCUAUGAUUUUCUGCCUGGAUGGCUGGAUACAUUAACGCCAUUCCGAUUCACGGCUACGAAAUACAUCGAGGGCAUUCCAGUUCACCUUGAGAUAAUCGCAAGUUUGAAGGGCACCCGAUGGAUCUUUGCUAUUGGCUUUGCCUUUGAUGGCGAGUCAUUUGGUGCUGCCAUUGGCAAAAUCAAUGGCAAGAGGCUUCCAGAUGGUGGAUUUUUCGACAAUAUUGGGGUCGAUAUUUCGGUUGGUAUUAUGCUCAAUCCUAUGGACCCUUUCAUGGUAUCAAAGCAUGCAACGGCUUUUACAAAGGAUCCUCUCAACUACAUGACCAAUGCCAUUCCAAAAGGUCUUCUUGUCGUUGGUCAGGUUAAAUUACCAAAGGAUUGUGGUGGCAGCUCGUUUUGUAGAGUGACAAAAAAAAUCCUUGGCCCAGACGCCUUGUUUCGGAUUUCAGCUGCUAUGCCAGCAAUUGGACAAGUAACAAUCUCUGCAGGAUUCAGGAACAUACGCCUGACAGACACAGUCUCGUUUUCAAGACUUGAUUUAAUACUCAAGUUUAACAAAAGCUUAGCUGAGUUCGGAUUUGUUGCUGAAGUGAAAUUUCCUGUUAAAUCUGGCGAUGUUUAUGCCGAUGGAUUUAAAGUUGAAAAUUUCUUGCAUGUUGGUGGUAUGAUCACUCACGAACUAGGAACAUCUGAUGUAGUGGGCAAGUUGUAUAUGAAGGGUGUCUGGAGGAAAGCGUUUGGAGUCAAAUGGUUGGCUUUCGGAAAUAUCCAUCUUGGAUUAACCAUAUCUGCAGAAAGCCCAAUUUUGUUGUCAGGAGCUCAAUUUGGAGCAUUGCUAGAGUUUGGAGAGAACUGUAUUUACGAAGAUGAUUUCAAUAAUGACGGUCACUGUAUACGUAUGCAAGUGUAUUUCGGUGUGGGAAAACCAAACACGUAUUUUUACGGGGAGGUUUCAGCAUUGACUGUUGGAAAAGUUGUUAGAAUGUUUGGUGGCGAUACUAGCGGAAUUCCAAGCGUAGUUGCAGAAACAGGAUUUCCUACGGGGGCUAUGUUUUCAUUCAAUGGAGGAAAAUCUGCAGUAGACCUUCGAUUUCUUAAUGGUCCUUACAUCUACAUUGGCUGGAGGGUAAAAGGAACAUUAAAUCUGUUUGGCUGGAAUGUUCGUGUUGAUAUCAGAAUAGGAGAUAUGGAAGUCUAUAUUGAUGGGGAGUGCGAUCCAAUCAUGCUUGGAGGCAUAGUUGAAAUAACCAGGAACAAUACACACAAAAACCUUGGUCCGAAACUCUUUUUCCAAUACAGACCGAGCAAAGCAUCUAUAAUCAGACUUCCAUUUUUCAAAAUGUUCUUUGAAGGGUAUGGGAAGUUCUUUGGCAUUGAAUCCUAUACUUUCAUCAAUAUAACUAUGGAUGCUGCAGAAAUCUACAUCUGGGGAAAAGCCUGGGAUCUAAUUUAUGCAGAAUUAUAUAUUUCUGCCAGUUACGCUGUCACAGACUUGAAAAAUGCCCAUUUUUAUGUACGAAUUUUGAUUGAUCUGAGUAAACUUACAGAUGCCAUCGAAAAAGCCCGGAAAGCUGUAGAUCAAGCCUUUAAGUCUGCACAAGCGACCCUUAUUGAAAAGAUUGAUGAUGUAAAACGUGCCAAACAACGAUGCAAAGAGACACUUAAGCUAAGAUGCAAUAACUGCAUGGCACUGAAAUGCAAAGAGGCUGAAGAAAACUGCAAAGGUUUCUUUGACUCAGCAAAAAAAUGGAUCGGUGGGGCCAUAGACAGCGUUGGGUCAUUUGUCAAAAAAAGUUUCAACCGAGUCAAAGAUGGUCUUUCAAAGGCUGGAAAGGUCAUCAAAAAGGCACUUUGGGGUUGGAGGCGAAGGAGAUCUUUGAUAUCGCAAAGAAAUGGAGAAUUUGACCUUCAUAUUAGAAGCAAAAGAUUUGUGAGCAAAUUUAUUUGCGAAGGCAUUGUUGGUGGUGGAUGCAAAGGUGUAGAAUACAUGUGUUACGGAACAUGCAAGUUUGUUGAUUAUAUCGGGCAGGGGUUGUGCAACUUCUUAGAUGUUGCUGUAGCCGCACUGAGGGUCGCAGAGAAAGUUGUUGGGUGGGUGAAUGCAGCCAUCCAGUUCCUUAUGCAGAUGUUCCUUAUCCAUGGAAUUCGCUUUGAUUUGGGUCUUGGGCAUAAGUUUGGCGGCGGAUUCAUGGUGGCAGCAGAGAUCGAUUUGACUAUAUUUGGAAACCGGAUGCAUUUUGGCGCCCAGUUUAGUUUGAACGAUCCGGUUGGAAGCAUUAUAUCUGCAAAGGACUCUGCUCUAUACAACUACAAAGAAGGUGUCAAACAAGCAAGAACAUCAGUGGUUUCUUAUGAUCCCUAUGAUCCUCCAAAUCCGUUUUCAGACUUCGACUUGUCAGGACACUUUGGAAUCGAAGCAACAAUCACGGGAAUGGAGCUUCGAUUAGGUGCAUGUGUGGCUGUGACUGAUUCGAACGCAAACUCAAAAUUGGUCUUGAAGGGAUGUAACAGCACUGACCCUAAGCAACAAUGGGCCUACACCCUCAAAGGCUCUUUGAUUAAUCGUCAUUCGAAGAAAUGCAUCGACCUGAGCAACAGCCUUGGCGCCCAUGUUGUGCAGAAGGACUGUAGUGACAAAACAAACAACCAAAAAUACGAAUGCGAUGUUGUUACACGAUCCUUGAAGAGAAGACGAAGUGACAUGUGUGUUACAGUUGCCGCGAAGACAUCUCCAAAAGGACCUGGUUCAUUGUCUCACCUUGGUUCUCUUAAAUGCAUUAAUGUCAACUCAAGGAAUAGGCUUAUGCUAAGCUCAGAAUGUCAAACGGAUAGCACCGAGUGGAAAAUUGAUGACAACAAUGCUUUGAGAAGUAUGCAAUUCAGUUCACACUGCGUUCGACCGGUCGGUGGAAAUGCAGUUGCGAAUGCACAACUGGAAAUCGCUACCACAGGAUGCCACGAAUUCGGGUUCACUGCAAAGGGAUCCUUACAGCACAGAAAAACUGGACUUUGUGUUCAAACAGCCAAUAAGGAAAUGAUACCAAGCGACGGCACUGUUUUGAUACUUGGAUCAACCUGCAACUACAUCAGUGCUUCAUCAACAUCACUAAGGUUGCCUGACCCACAGCUGCUCUUUUCAUUCAUUCCAAAGGAAAAAUACUUGAAAAUGGAGUAUUGUGGUGAUUUCAGUGACAUGAGAUUGGAUCAAAGAUUUGAAGUUAGCAAUGAUGAGAUUGCUAGUAUUUGCUCGAAAUUCUCCCAAGACCUUGCUUUGCAUAAGACUGCAGUGCAAUCAAGUACAGCCCAUGAUGGGUUUGCCAGUCGUGCUGUUGAUGGGAACUACAAGUUCCACUGGUCUGAUAAAUCAUGUACACACACAAACGAUGAGGUAGAUCCAUGGUGGCGAGUUGAUCUUGGAAAAGAAUAUAUCAUUACAGAUGUGACUAUCAUAAACAGAGGGGAACGCGGCGAACGCUUCAAGAACAUACACGUUCACAUUGGAAAGUACGAGUCAAACCAUAAAAUGAACCCGGUUUGCCACGAUCGUAUUCACAGUGCUGGUGACGGUGAAGCAGUAAGAGUUCAAUGCAACCCUCCAAUUCCUGGCAGAUUCGUUGCCGUGCAAAUGUACGGAAAAGGCAUUCUGACAGUGUGUGAAGUGAUUGUUAAUUCAAGAAUGGGUGGCCUAGCUGACUUCUGUCUCCUUGAAAAUGGCGGCUGCGACCAACUAUGCUUCAACAAGUGUGACAAGAGGACAUCUUGUGGCUGCCUACCUGGUUUUGUACUGGCUUACGAUGGAAAAACCUGCUUAGAUAUUGACGAAUGCCAAGUAAAUAAUGGUGGUUGCAGAAAAGACAAGAAUGCUUACUGCUCCAACUAUCCGGGUGGAUAUUACUGUGCUUGCCAAGCAGGUUUUAUUCGAAAAGAAAAUAGCUUAACUGAAUGUGUUGAUAUUGACGAAUGCGGGCAAAGAAACGGUGGCUGCGAGCAAAUGUGUUCAAAUACCAAUGGUGGAUACCUGUGUGAAUGUCGAGCUGGGUUCCAGCGAAAGAACAAUGACCCAUACGGGUGUGAAGAUAUCGACGAGUGUGCGACAAACAACGGUGGAUGCGAUCAUAACUGCCAUAACUUUGACGGAGGAAGAUACUGCUCUUGCAACACCGGUUUCCGUCUUGCCAUGGAUGGAACCACGUGUGAAGAAAUAUACUGUAGAGCUUUGGAGAAGCCAGCACGUGCAUCUGUCAGUCCUGCUAUUUGCACAACACGCUUUUCCAAUAUUCAACGAGGGACUAGCUGCAAGUUUAACUGUACCAAAGGUUUUGAAAUGAGUCCGGGCAUCACAAUAAAAAACGUCAAGUGUGAAGCUAGUGGAUUCUGGGAUAGGUCCACACCGUCUUGCCACCCUGUGCUCUGCUCUGCCCUUGCAAGACCCAAAGAUGGUGGUGUUGUUCCAGCAGCAUGUGCAACAGGAAGCAGGGAGUACGGUCAGCGGUGCGUUGUUUAUUGCAAACAUGGAUACAGGCUAAGUGGACCAGCCACAAAGUAUUGUCAAGCAGAUAAAAGCUGGUCAACAAAUUCUCCAAAUGAAUGUGUUAAAAUCGUCCAGACACCGUAUCUGAACUGCCCUGUUGACAUUCAAGUCACAUUAAGCGGAGAUGCCACAAGUGUUAAUCUUGGAGCCAAGUUCCCACAGCCUGAUUCGAAUAUACGUAUAUCCUCAGCCUCACAUUCACGAGACUUUGCUUUUCCUGUUGGUCUCACCGUGGUCAAGUUUGAAGCUGUCAGUGAUGAAGGCGUGAAGAAGACAUGUCAAGUCUUUGUCUCUGUCCAAGACAAAACACCUCCGAGGAUUAUUAACUGUCCAGCAGAUAUUAACAAAAAAAUUUCGACAGCACAAAUCAUCAUAACAUGGCCGAAACCCACAUUCUACGAUGCGAUCGGCGUUACAGUGGUGGAAGAGCCCGCGAUACCUUCAGGAUCGUAUUGGCAAAUUGGCCAAUCAGCGUCAAUGCAAUAUCGAAUUUAUGAUGCAGCUGGCAACUCUGCAAAAUGCUCCUUUAAGGUUUCAGUUAGCAGCUUCCAAUGUCCUACGCUAACUGGUGAUCAAUACUCAGUGAUUCAGGAGAUGACUCCAAACUCAAGAUACAUUGUUCGAUGUACCAACGGACGGGCUUUGUAUGGUCCAUAUUCGCAAUACAGCGAGAUCGCAACGUGCAAAGAUGGAGAUUAUUUUAUUUAUCACAUCACUGGGUCCAAUAAUAUCAAACAUACUCUUCCAAACUGCGUCAAAUACACGAUAUCUGACGCCACUACGCCUUGUCCUCGAGGUUCCAUUAAAUAUCAAGUUGACAACUGGAUCUCAAUCGACCAUUAUUGCUAUAACUGUCCAACUGGACAUUUCGCGAAUUCGUCGUCGCUCCUUUGUCAAGAAUGCCCAGUGGGAUUUUUCCAAGAUGAUGAGGGAAUGAGUGAGUGUGAGCCAUGUCCAGCAUCAUACUCUACGCAAGGCAAAGGAUCCAAACACCCGUCUGACUGCAUCGCGAAAUGUGCUGCUGGAACGUUUUCACCCACUGGCCUUGAAGAUUCUCUUGUCCCAUGUAAACCUUGCCCUAUAAGUACCUUCAGUGAAUUAAAUGGUUCUACUGAAUGUCAGGCUUGUCCUCAAGGUACCACGACUUUAGCAGCCGGAGCCAGUGAUGCAGCUCAGUGUUUAGGUGCACCUAAGAUUGAUUUUGUGAUGCCCACUUUGCAAGUAAGCGAGAAAGCUGGAAAUGCUGUUAACAUUGCUUGCUUGUUCAAGGGAGUCAUUCUCCCUGCUCCGCAAAAUGCUUGGGUCAAAGUUGGUGGUUCACUACCGUCAUCAGCAAUAGAAAAACCUGUUCUCAAUUUUGACCGUGAAAUCAUCGGCAUGAUUCUACUGCUCCCUGUCGCAUCGAAGACUGAUUCUGGCACUUACAAAUGCAACGUACAUAAUCAAAUUGGAAGCGAUUCUAGAACAUUCCAAGUAACAAUCUCUUAAUUCGUUGAUGUAAUAAUGAUUUACUUUAUCCUGGUCUAGUUGAGCUUAUUUAAGGAAAUAAUCUUUCUUGGUAAAAACUUGUUUAGUAUUAUUAAGGGUGUUUGUGGUUUCAGCAAAAUUAUUUUGGUAACAUAACUAUGGCUGUUAAGAUUCAGUUAUUUGUUCAUUGGUUUGUCCAAAACUAUUAUCUAUUAUCUUCUUCUUUGGCAAAUAGUAAUUGUAUUAUUGAAAAAUAA
Molecule: messenger RNA, 7991 nt
Organism: Rhopilema esculentum
Lineage: Eukaryota; Metazoa; Cnidaria; Scyphozoa; Rhizostomeae; Rhizostomatidae
Molecular function (GO): calcium ion binding
Source: RefSeq, a predicted model, not a curated record